ACAUUCUCUCUCUCGCGCGCGCCGUAUUCGAUCGCUGCUCGGAGCUCAAAUCUUGCGACACUGUUCCUCCAGAGAAGAAGGAAUCCCUAAAUCGUAAACGAUCUUCCCUCUUUUGGGUUCUUUUUUUUUUUGUUUGAUGCUUUCUUAUAUUUCUAUUUAAUCGCGUUUGAUUUUUAGUUGUUAUAUUCUGUUUAUCGCCUUAAUUGCAAUUUUAGGGUUCAUUUGUUUGAUUAUUUCUUAUAUUUCUAAUUAUCCCGUUUGAUUUCUGUUUAUCGCCUUACUUGGAAUUUUAGGGUUUUCUGUUUGAUUGCUUUGAAGUGUAGGACCCUGUUUGUUGUAUACAAGCUAAAGAAAAACGAACCCCAAUCUGGGUUUUCACUUGGUCAGCUAAGUUAGUUAGUGAUAUUUAAGUAUUAAACCCAUGGAUUCGUACCCAAGAAUCCCUCUCCAGAGGAGUAAUCCCGAAAACCUGGACAGAUUUAUUCCAAAUCGUGCCGCUUUGGACUAUGACUACGCUCAUUUCAUGCUCACCGGAGGAGAAAGAAAAAGCAAAGAGAACCCUUCUCCUUAUCGAAAGAUGCUGGAGGAAUCGUUUCAAAUGAAUCGGCCUCGAAUUCUGUCCUUCAAGGACAACCCGCCAACCCCAAUUGAACCCAUUCCAAGGAGAUUGCUUUUGCCUCCUUUGCAUAAGCCCAAAUCUCUUCGACAUAUUCCUCAGGGUCCAGAGAGGAUACUGGAUGCUCCACGUAUCGUAGAUGAUUUAUCCUUGAAUUUAUUGGACUGGAGCAGCAAGAAUAUUCUUGCAGUUGCUAUUGGAAACACAGUGUACCUGUGGAAUGCUUCGAACUCAUCCAUUGCACAACUUGUCACAAUCGAUGAGGAAGAUGGUCCUGUUACAAGCGUCAGUUGGGCUUGUGAUGGGUGGCAGAUUGCCGUUGGCUUAAAUAAUUCCUUUAUCCAGUUAUGGGAUUCAAUCUCCCUUAAACGGGUAGGAAUGUUUAGAGGUGGGCGCCAAGGAAGAUUAGGUUCAUUGGCCUGGAAUAAGAACAUUCUUACCACCGGGGGAAUGGACGGUCGGAUAACAAAUAACGAUCCAAGAGUGAGAUACCACAUUGUUGGGACCUUCAAGGGUCACCAGCAGGAAAUCUCUGGAUUGAAAUGGCCAGAUUCAGGCCAACAUUUGGCCAGCGGAGGGAAUUACAAUCUUCUCUUUAUAUGGGAUAGGUCGACAAUCUCUUUAAAUUCACCGCGCAAAUGGCUUCACAGGCUUGAGGAUCACAUUGCAGCAAUCAAGGCUCUUGCUUGGUGUCCAUUUCAAGAAAAUUUGCUAGCCUCUGGUGGAGGUGAAGGUGACCAGUGCAUUGAGUUCUGGAAUACACGCACGGGUCUCAUGCUUGAACUGGUUGAAAACGGCUCGGAGGUGUGUGGUCUCCUGUAGUAGAUUACUCUUUUUCCUUUUAGCCUCUCUAUAGUCAUUUCUGAUUUAUAAUUUCAUGUAUGUGCCAUUUUCUUGACCUGUAUAUGCAACAUGAUUGACUUCUGUUCUUGAGUUGGCAUUGUCUAAAUUCUAGAAUGCGAUCCAGUUUCAUUUGGUUUAUGAAAGAGCCUUAUUUUUAUGCAUAUCAUGUGCUUUCCAGUUUUUUAUUUGUCGGAUAAUUGAUUGUGUGUGUUGAUUGCCAUGAUGCAUGUUUAUACAUCUAUCGCACUGGAAGCAUCUUAUAACCCGAUUAUAAUGUAGAAUAUGCCAGAUAUCCAGUCGGCAUGGUUACAUCAUCGAAAAAACGAUGCCU
Malus domestica (apple) is the source of this 1790-nucleotide messenger RNA. The record is from RefSeq and is a predicted model, not a curated record. Lineage: Eukaryota; Viridiplantae; Streptophyta; Magnoliopsida; Rosales; Rosaceae.